AUGGCUGAAGAGCUAAAAUCUUUCAGAUUCUUGUUCCUGAUCCUCAUCUUCAGCUCAGCUUUCUUUGCAGCCGAAGCUCGUCCUCUGAAACCCACGGCCACGGGAGACAUUGGCGGGUCAGUAUUGAACUGGUUGUCUCUGAAGGCUGUCAAGGCCGGACCCAGUCCUGGUGAAGGCCACAAAUUCAUCAACGCUGAUCAAACACUUGGAGGAAUUAAGAACUCUGGUCCAAGCUCUGGGGCGGGACACAAACUUGUUAAUUAG
Molecule: messenger RNA, 264 nt
Organism: Olea europaea var. sylvestris
Lineage: Eukaryota; Viridiplantae; Streptophyta; Magnoliopsida; Lamiales; Oleaceae
Product: precursor of CEP16-like
Exons: 1
Coding region: 1-264 (87 amino acids)
Biological process (GO): regulation of developmental process; innate immune response
Source: RefSeq, a predicted model, not a curated record